Molecule: messenger RNA, 1806 nt
Organism: Anolis carolinensis (green anole)
Lineage: Eukaryota; Metazoa; Chordata; Lepidosauria; Squamata; Anolidae
Gene: ccdc43
Product: coiled-coil domain containing 43
Exons: 5
Coding region: 54-689 (211 amino acids)
Source: RefSeq, a predicted model, not a curated record
CUGCGCAUGCGCGUGGAACACCGCCCUGGAGCCGGGGCUCGGCGUGACCUAAGAUGGCGGCGCCCUGCGCGUUCGAGCCCUGGCUGGAGGGGCGCCUGGAGGCCCUGGGCCUCGACGGGGACGUCUACGGGGGAUACAUCCGAGGCGUCUUGAGGGAAGCCGAAUGCGACGCCGAGCGGCUGGAAGGGCUGGCGGGGGCGCUGGCGGCGGGGGAACCGGAUGAAGAUAUUCUCCAAGAUGUUUGCAGGGAAAUAAUUGAAAAGUGGUCAGAGGCCCAAAAUGCUGGGGCUGCUGAGAAAAAAGAAGAUGAGGUGCAGGCCAUUGCCAGCAUAAUUGAAAAGCAGGCACAGAUUGUGGUGAAGCCAAAGGAGGUUUCCAAGGAGGACACACUGCAGAAGGCUGCCCUCUUGGCACAAUAUGCCAAUGUGACUGAUGAGGAAGAUGAAGUAGAUGUUCAAGACGAUGCUGGAGCAGCAGCAGUGCCUGUCAGCUCUGAAAGAACUUUAUUCAAAAACACCAAUCUAGAAGACUUGGUGAAUGCCCGGAAAUUGGAGAGGGAGCACCAGCGGGAUGAGUCGCAGCGUAAGAAAGAACAAGAUAAACUCCAGCGGGAGAAGGACAAAUUGACAAAGCAAGAGCGCAAGGAGAAAGAGAAGAAGAGGACACAAAAAGGCGAGAGAAAGCGGUAGCCAGGGAGUGUAGUUGGACCCUUCUCCCUCAUCUAAGAUAUGGCACAGCAUGCAGACACACAGAUUGCUCAGCAGAAGGAGUCUUUUUUUUUAAUCCUUCAGCAGUAUGACUUAGGCAAGGGUUGGGGGAGAGCAUGAUGGGUGAAUCCUCUUUACUGUUCCCCUGAAAGAAAACAGUGCUGUAUCCUUUUAUUGUCCAAUUGUUGGACUGAGUAAUUGUGGCCAACCUCUGUAACCAAAGAACUGUAUGAUAGCUCUUUCCCCUCUCACCUUCCCCACUUUUUUGACACUUUCUACCUUUAUUAACCACUCAAGGGGAAGUUGUCUUAUGCCUCAGUAUAUAAACUCUGCCCAAAGGUUGCUUUUGGUUGGAGGAGUUAUUAGAGCAAAAUCUGGUUUCUCAUAUAUGCAAGGUACAGGGAGGAAACACCCCUUGACAAGCUUAUGAAGAUGAACUAAGUGCACCACACACUUCAUCUUCCACAGCUAAAAUUGACCCCAGAGUUACUGCUGCUUGUUGGGAUUGGGCUAAUGCAUCUCUGUGUACUCUUCACAAGGCUGUGCUGUUGCCAUUUAAGUAAAGUUCUGUGAAUUUAAUUCAGUCUGAGGCAUCGUUGACUUUUUGGUCUAUGCAGUUCUUUAUAAAGUAUGAUGGGGAAGCCACUGGCUGAAAUGGAACAAGGAAGGACAGGUUGCCUGUAACAGUGGUUUUUUGAAUUGAAUGGUUGUCUGGGAAUUCAUAGUUGGGUCUUGGCAUUUUGAAACAUUCUACAGCGGAAUGAUUUUUGGCAAGAAUCCUGCCCAGACCCUCGCUGUGCCUGCAUCACUGUAUAUCAGCUCCUCUCCUCAGUUCUUUUUGCCAUACUUCUUUCACCUCUAGGAACGUUCUCAGUAGCUGAGUUUUUUUAUCAGCACUUCCUUUCGCUUUCAUUUCCUCUUUAGUUUUUCUUCCUACUUCUCAUGGUAGUUACUAAGAUAUUUUUUUAUUUUCUUUCCCUACUCUGUUACUUGGGAGGGGCCUUAGUCAGGUGGCUUCAAAAUUCCCAUUCAAUCUAUGCUCUACUUGUGGACAUUAACUGCCAUUUAAAUAAAGCUCUGUUGACUUAGUUCAAUCUGA